CUUACAUCAUCAGAACGAAUGUCAUCUCAAAUUACGAAAAAGCCAUCUUUAAAGCUCUAAUUAAACAAGAAGACAUUGGAUACUUUGGCUAAGGAGAAAACCAACAUUCCUCCUAGUUCCAAAUGCUCUCAAAAGACAGUCUCCUCUAUUAACACAACUAGCUGCACAUCUUCAUCUUCCAAAUAAAACUACCCAUGUAAAGAAUCAAAGUCAAAUCCCUCCAAAAAUUCCGAUUAACAUUCAUAAUUAAUUCAAUAUUUGCUCUAAGAAAAUAUAGAAUUACAAAAGCAGAACUAAGACAAGGAUUAAUUGAUAAAUUUCUUGAGUACAAAACAAUCCCCCAAGAGAAGAUCAAUUUUAAAUACAGAAAGGAGCACUGAAAUCAAAUCUUAAAAACUUCCUUAGAUUUCAUAGGCUAAAAAUUCACUAGAGAUUGAUAAUUUAAACGAAGGAGUCUAAGCACCAUUUUGUUUUACAUUUUGUCAAUAAGAUACUCAGAGUUAAUAAAGUGUCAGAAAUAAAAAAUUGCCCAAAGAAUUUUAAAUUGUACCAAACAAAAAAAGAUAUUUUGUAUGAUUAUAGAAAGUUCAUCAAUGAUGAUAUUAUAUUUCAAUUUAUUUGUGUUUAUAUUCAUAACAAUUCAAAAA
Messenger RNA from Paramecium tetraurelia, 647 nucleotides. RefSeq lists its product as uncharacterized. The transcript has 3 exons. The record is from RefSeq and is a predicted model, not a curated record. NCBI's taxonomy places the organism in Eukaryota, Ciliophora, Oligohymenophorea, Peniculida, Parameciidae.